Molecule: messenger RNA, 1605 nt
Organism: Tetrapisispora phaffii CBS 4417
Lineage: Eukaryota; Fungi; Ascomycota; Saccharomycetes; Saccharomycetales; Saccharomycetaceae
Gene: APN2
Product: DNA-(apurinic or apyrimidinic site) lyase APN2
Exons: 1
Coding region: 1-1605 (534 amino acids)
Biological process (GO): base-excision repair
Cellular component (GO): nucleus
Molecular function (GO): phosphoric diester hydrolase activity; endonuclease activity; DNA-(apurinic or apyrimidinic site) endonuclease activity
Source: RefSeq, a predicted model, not a curated record
AUGAGUGAGAACACUGCCGCUAGGUCACGGUUGGAAGAACUUCCUGAUAAAGAAGAUAAGGUAAUUAGAUUGGUCACAUUUAAUGUCAAUGGUAUUCGUACUUUAUUUCAUUAUCAGCCCUUCUCACAGAUGAACCAAUCAUUAGUUAAUGUAUUUGAUUAUUUCAAUGCUGAUAUAAUUACUUUUCAAGAAUUAAAGACAGAGAAGUUGAGCAUUUCUAAAUGGGGAAAAGUCGAUGGUUAUUAUUCUUUCAUUUCAUUGCCAACUGUUAAAAAGGGAUAUUCUGGGGUUGGGUGUUGGGUUCGAAUGUUUCCUGAUGACCAUCCACUUCAUGAUUCAAUGAAAGUGGUGAAAGCUGAAGAAGGUAUAACUGGCUGCUUGAGUGUUAAGAAUGGUCAAGAGGAAAUACGAUAUAAAGAUGAUCAAAAUAUUGGAAUUGGUGGAUAUAAUUCGUUAGGUUACGAUAAUGAAAGUGAGGCAUUACAUUUAGAUAGCGAAGGAAGGUGUGUUAUUAUAGAAUUAGCAUGUAAUAUGGUUAUCAUUUCUACAUACUGCCCAGCAAAUUCAACAUUGACUGAUGAAGGGCAACAAUUUAGAAUAAAGUUUUUGAAAGUAUUGUUUAAGAGGAUAAGGAAUUUGGAGUCAAUGGGGAAAAAAGUAGUCUUAAUGGGUGAUUUGAAUAUAUGUCGUGAUUUAAUUGACCAAGCAGAAGCAUUGGAAGUUAAUGGCAUACGAAUACUGCCAGAGACUACUGGAAAUAUGAUAGAAAAUGAGUACCCAGAUUUGGCAAGCAGUUUCAUUUUGAAACCUGAAAGAGUUCAGAGAAGACUGUUGAACCAGAUAAUAACAGACAGCUUUAUCGCAGAUCUAUCCAAGAAUGGAUGCAUGAUAGAUACUACAAGAUUUAUUCAGUCGAAGAAAAGAUUAAAAAUGUACACUGUUUGGAAUACUCUUAAAAAUACUCGAUCUAUCAAUUAUGGUUCAAGGAUAGACUUUAUAUUAUUAAGUUCAGGAUACCAAAAUUUAAUACAAAACGCAAAUAUAUUACCACAAGUCAUGGGAUCAGACCACUGUCCAGUAUACUUAGAUAUGAAAUUGCCUACCGACAUCGCAUCAAAUAUUGAAAUUAAAAUACCAAGAUUUGAAGCCAGGUAUAAAUACCAAUUAACGCAUAAAAAUAUUUUUGAGAUGUUAAAGGGAACGGCUAGUAAUGCUGACGAAAGCAAAGUGGAGAUGGCACCUGGCUUCAGUGAAUCCUCUAAUCAUUCAUAUAAGAUGACUAAAGGAAUUAAUAAAACCUCAUCAAUAAAAAGUUUUUUCAAAGUUGAAAACAAAACAGCCAAAAAGAGGACUUCAUUACAAGGAAGAGAGAUACUAAAAAGGUAUGCUAACAUCAAUUCAAAAAGAGUGAUCGUUAACGGUCAAACUACUUUAGCCAAAGUAUAUGGAUUAUCAGAUGCGCCAUUAUGUAAGCAUGGUGAAAAAUGUGUAUUGAAGACAUCUAGGACAAGUAGUAAUUAUGGAAAAAAAUUCUGGGCUUGCAAAAGGCCAAAAGGUGAGUCUAAUAAUGAAGAUUCUUCUUGUGACCAUUUUGAAUGGGUAUAG